Molecule: messenger RNA, 307 nt
Organism: Arabidopsis thaliana (thale cress)
Lineage: Eukaryota; Viridiplantae; Streptophyta; Magnoliopsida; Brassicales; Brassicaceae
Exons: 2
Coding region: 1-201 (66 amino acids)
Source: RefSeq, marked reviewed
AUGAUAUCAACCUCAAUCCCUACCGUAGCCACGACGGAAUUAUCAUCGUUAGGAAAGAGAGGCACUUGCGACAAUGAGGAGGAUGAAUCAAAGAUGGCUCUAAGGAGGUUGAAGGAAGAUGGCGGAGUAGUCUCUCUCAUUGCCGUCGUACAAGCCCAAUUACUAAAACGGAGUUCCACUUACCUAACAUGUAAAGCCUAAAGACGACAGAGCUCAUUAAGAUACUGCUCAAUAUUCAUUGUCCUCGCUUUACCCAAACUGUCUAUCGCAUACAGAUUCCCCACAGAAGCCAGUAGCUAGAGAGGAU